CAAAAAUGGGAAAGACUUCGAGAGAUAAGAGGGAUAUUUAUUAUAGGUGUGCCAAGAUGGGUGGUAAUCACUCAAAGCCCAACACUUCCAAGGAUCCCUCUUCAGUCGCCACCGAGUCUGAACAGGCACAAAAUAUGACCGAAUAUUCCUAUUAUAGAGCUAGGUCAGCUUACAAGCUAUUACAGAUUGACAAACAAUUUAAUAUUUUCGAAGGGGUCCAGAGAGUCGUAGACCUCUGUGGCGCCCCAGGGAGUUGGUCCCAGGUAAUUAUCGAAAGAAUGAAGCAAAUAAAUCCAGAUAUCGACUUUCACGAGUGCCACAGGGUUAUCAAUGUCGACCUCCAGACAGUCGCACCUAUAGAUGGAGUUAAAAUUAUCAAAGGCGAUAUCACAAGACAAUCUACUGUUGAUGAAGUUUUGGAAAUUUUUGAAGGCCAUAAAGUAGAAUUGAUAGUCUCUGAUGGGGCCCCAGAUGUCACUGGGAACCAUGAAUUCGAUCAGUACCUUCAGCAUCAGCUUGUCUUAGCAGCCAUUAACAUCUCUUUCCAUCUCAUGAAAGAAGGAGGAACUUUCGUAGCUAAAGUUUUUAGAGGAAAAGACUUCAUUUACUUGACUAAAUUCCUGAAGAGACUGUUUAAAAGUGUGAUUAUUUCCAAGCCAAAAUGCUGCAGAAAUUCCAGUAUCGAGGGAUUUAUUGUAUGUAGAGGUUUUCAUAGGGAAGAUCAGGAGAUUGUAAUCUCAGAAACUCUGAACGCACUUGAUCUGAUUGAUGGCCUAAACUUUGUCCAACAGAAUAAACAAGAGUACUAUUCAUUGAACCAACCUGCUGUAGUUAGUCUUGAUAGCAUUUUAGAGCAAGAAGAUACCACUGAAGAGUCUAAGAUUGAAGAAGAUGAUACUGGUGAUAACCAUAUCGAAUUUGUGUCUUGAGGAGACCCUUCAAGUUUAGACCCAGAUAUGAACUAUCCCCUCAAUUUCGAUGUGAAUACUGGUAAAGUUGAUGAGACCAAGACUGUUGAAGACUAUCAAUAUCUUAAACCCUUCCCAAAAAUUGUUGAUUAAAAUAGUGGCUGAUUCAAUA
Moneuplotes crassus is the source of this 1080-nucleotide messenger RNA. The record is from the annotation of a GenBank genome assembly. NCBI's taxonomy places the organism in Eukaryota, Ciliophora, Spirotrichea, Euplotida, Euplotidae.